Camellia sinensis is the source of this 2957-nucleotide messenger RNA. The record is from RefSeq and is a predicted model, not a curated record. Lineage: Eukaryota; Viridiplantae; Streptophyta; Magnoliopsida; Ericales; Theaceae.
GGCUCUAUCCCUCAACAAAUAGGAUUGCUCAACUCUCUCAAUGAGCUCAGCUUGUAUACUAACAAUCUCAUGGGUUCAAUCCCUUCUUCAAUUGGAAACUUGGGCAACUUAACCAUUCUGCACCUUUAUGACAACCAACUUUCUGGAUCAAUCCCUCAAGAAGUUGGGAUGCUGAGGUCUCUCGUUGAUCUCGAACUCUCGGGGAACAAUCUCACAGGUUCAAUCCCUGCAUCUAUAGGGAACUUGGGCAACUUAACCAUUCUGUACCUUCAUUCGAACCAACUUUCCGGAUCAAUCCCUCAAGAAGUUGGGAUGCUGAGGUCUCUCGUUGAACUCGCACUCUCAACGAACAAUCUCACUGGUUCAAUCCCUGCAUCUCUAGGGAACUUGUGCAACUUAAUCAAAUUGUUCCUUUUUAAGAACAAACUUUUUGGAUCUAUUCCCCCAGUGUUCAACAAUCUUACACAUUUAACAGUGCUUUAUAUAAGUGAUAACAUGUUCAAUGGUCAUAUCCCAGAAGGCCUAUGCUUUAAUGGAUUGCUGGUUAAUUUUACAGCAAAUGAUAAUAAUCUCAUAGGUCCCAUCCCAAAAAGCUUGAGAAAUUGCUCUAGCUUAUAUAGAGUUAGGCUUGAAAGAAACCAACUUUCGGGAAAUAUAUCAAAAGAUUUUGGCAUAUACCCAAACUUGGAUUACAUUGAUUUGAGUCAUAACAAUUUCUAUGGUGAGGUAUCCCAAAAAUGGAAAAAGUGCCAUAAUUUAACUAGUCUCAAAAUAUCAAACAAUAAUAUUUCUGGUGAGAUACCACCUGAAAUAAUGGAUUCAACUCAACUAUGUCUCCUUGACCUCUCUUCAAAUCACCUAGUUGGACAGAUCCCAGUGAAAUUAGGAAAUAUGGUUUCACUGUUCAACCUUAGGUUGGAUGAUAAUCAUCUAUCAGGGAAUAUUCCUCCAGAAUUCAGCAAGUUGUCCAAUCUGCAAUAUCUUAACUUGGCAAGAAAUGAUCUGAAUGGUUCAAUCCCUGGAGGACUAGGGGAGUGCAAGAAACUUUUGAACUUGAAUUUGAGCAAUAAUAGAUUUGGGGAAAGCAUUCCUGUUGAAAUAGGUCAUAUGCAUAACCUUCAAAUUCUUGAUCUUGGUCACAAUUUGCUAAUAGGUAAGACACCACAACAGAUUGGAGAAUUGCAAAUAUUAGAAAUACUAAAUCUCUCCCAUAAUGAACUCUCUGGUUUCAUUCCAUCAUCUUUCGAUAAUAUGUUAAGUUUGACAUCGGUAGAUGUAUCUUUCAAUCAGUUGGAGGGUCCUAUUCCUAAAAUGAAAGCCUUCCGUGAGGCUCCAUUUGAGGCACUCAAAGGUAAUAAAGGUUUAUGUGGUAAUGCUACUGGUUUGAAAACUUGUCCAGCAAAAAUGAACAAUGGGGUAGCUAAGAAAAAAGGUAACAAAGUUGUGUUACUAAUUGUUCUUCUUUUUGGAUUUCUAUUUCUUUCAUUAAUGGUUGUCGGAAUAGUACUCUUGGUUUUUUGUAAAAAAUUUAGGAACACGAAAAUUGAGCCAAGACGAGUAAAUAAAGAAAAUUUGUUUGAAAUUUGGAGCUAUGACGGAAAAAUGGUGUAUGAAAGCAUCAUUGAAGCGACUGAUAACUUUAGUACCAAACAUUGUGUUGGGAAGGGAGGAUGCGGUAUUGUUUACCGAGCUGAUCUCACAAGUGGUCAGGUAGUUGCUGUGAAGAAACUUCAUGUAUCACCCGAUGGUGACUUGGCUAAUUUGAAAGGCUUUACAAGUGAGAUCCAUGCAUUAACAAAGAUUCGCCAUCACAAUAUUGUAAAACUUUUUGGCUAUUGUUCACACCGAAGGCACUCGUUUUUGGUUUAUGAGUUCUUGGAAAGGGGAAGCUUGGAAAAGAUAUUGAGCAUGGAGGAUCAUGUAUCAUACUUUGAUUGGAUUAAGAGAGUGAAUGUUGUCAAAGAUGUGGCAAAUGCUUUGUCUUAUAUGCACCACGACUGUUCUCCAACAAUCAUCCAUCGAGACAUAUCAAGCAAGAAUGUUUUGCUUGAUUUAGAGUCUGUGGCUUACAUAUCCGAUUUCGGCACAGCUAGAUUUUUGAAGCUUGACUCAUCCAAUUGGACUUCAUUUGCUGGGACCUUUGGUUAUGCUGCUCCUGGUAUAUAUUUUUCUAUUGCAAUGAUUUAUUUCCGAUUAAAUUAUCCACAUAGUAUUUGUUCAUUUUAACUUACUAAUGAUGACAAAUUGCUAGAUUUAAGCUUGUUAUUCCAUUUGUUUCUAAUAUGCAUACCCUUAAAUUCUCAUGUAUGAUGAAAAGCCAUUUUAGAUGAAAAAUAUGCACUGAAGUAAGUAAAUAGAGUUGCAGAUGUGUUACCUAAUUGGGGUUGUGAUAAUAAUUCUUAUUUCUCUACUUUUUAAGAGCCUUGUAGAUUGGUUAAGCUUGUUGUGGCUUUAGACAGGUUCGGUACUUUGUGUAUAUAUAUAUAUAUUCAAGUUUGUUAGUGUUGAUUCUUUUUUGGACCAAAUUACACUGUAUCCCUAUACUUUACACCAUUUAUUACUUUGCCCCUUGACUUUUAAAUUAUUUCAGUCAGCCCCUAGACUUCAAGUUCAGUUUCAAUUGGGCCUAAGCAUAUAACAUUUUCUUAAAAUGAGAUUUUGGUAAAAAUACAAGUUUUUUUUGGGUAAGUAAAAAUACAAGUUGAUAAGGAAUAAAGUGAGAUUUUGAUAAAAGUGUAGGGGUGCUAAUUGUAAUUAAUUCUAUCAAAUGACUAUUCUUUGUUAGUUUUUGAAACAAGGUUAUACAAAUGGGCCCAAUUCCAAUUUGACUCGGAGUCUGGAGGGUUGACUAAAACAAUUAAAAGGUCAAAAGGUAAGGUGAGAUUAAAUGUAAAGUAUAAGGAUGUAAAGUGUAAUUUACCCAUUUUUUUGCAUGAAUAUUUUUUUUCUUCUAUUUC